Messenger RNA from Debaryomyces fabryi, 957 nucleotides. RefSeq lists its product as uncharacterized. NCBI's taxonomy places the organism in Eukaryota, Fungi, Ascomycota, Pichiomycetes, Serinales, Debaryomycetaceae. Gene Ontology annotation, biological process: transmembrane transport. The coding region runs from base 1 to 957 and encodes 318 amino acids. The record is from RefSeq and is a predicted model, not a curated record. The transcript has a single exon.
AUGUCAGAAUUUGAAAUACGAAGAGAUGUGCCAUAUGACAUCAAACAGUUUUUAAAACUCGAUUCUAACGCGUCUUUAGUAUCAGGAGGUAUAGCAGGAGCAGUUUCACGUACGGUGGUGUCGCCGUUUGAAAGAGCCAAGAUCUUGUUGCAACUCCAGGGCCCUGGGUUCAAAUCGUACAAUGGUAUGUUCCCCACGAUAUUUAAAAUGUACGCCGAAGAAGGCUGGAGAGGGCUUUUCCGGGGAAAUCUCUUGAACUGCGUUCGUAUCGUCCCCUACAGUGCCGUCCAAUAUGCUGUGUUCGAAAAGUGCAAGGCCAUCAUGAUGGCUAAUAAGGACGAAACGUCCGAACUCCAAGUGCAUGAACGCUUAAUCGCCGGUUCACUUGGUGGUAUCGCAUCAGUGGCCGCUACAUAUCCACUAGACCUCGUACGGGCCAGGAUAACCAUCCAGACGGCAUCUUUGGCAAAACUAACCAAGGGUCGAUUGGUAAAACCCCCAUCGGUGGUCGAAACCUUGGUAGAGGUCUACAAAAAUGAGGGUGGCUUCUGUGCCCUCUACAAGGGAAUAGUGCCUACCACCAUGGGUGUGGCCCCCUACGUUGCUAUAAACUUCACUCUUUACGAAAAAAUAAGAGAUUACAUGGAUAACUCUCCCGCAGACUACUCAAAUCCCAUCUGGAAGCUCUCGGCUGGUGCCUUUUCCAGUUUCGUGGGUGGAGUGCUCAUAUACCCCUUGGACUUGCUCCGUAAGCGUUAUCAGGUCGCCAGUAUGGCCGGUGGUGAGUUAGGCUUUCAAUACUCUUCAGUCACUCGUGCAUUGAUCUCCAUUUUCACCACUGAAGGCUUUUUUGGUGCCUACAAAGGUCUCACUGCAAACCUCUACAAAAUCGUGCCUUCCAUGGCUGUGAGCUGGCUCUGCUACGAUACGCUUAAAGAUCUAAUUGCAAAAUGGUAG